Messenger RNA from Mycena citricolor, 3802 nucleotides. Lineage: Eukaryota; Fungi; Basidiomycota; Agaricomycetes; Agaricales; Mycenaceae. The record is from the annotation of a GenBank genome assembly.
AUGGGUCCCGCAGCUGAAUUGGACUCCCAAGAGGCGCCAGCUAAACAAAGGCAAGGCUUGCCUCAAUUGCCGGUGUGUACGACUGGCUUCCUGAACGCUCGCGACUCAAACUAUCUCUCAGGCGCAGGAAAGUCGUACGCAGUCUCGAGUGUUGUCCUCCUGUUCAAUGCAAAUCUUCGGACUAGAAAUGCGACGCCAGGAGACCGAUCUGCACUCCGUGCGAGAAAUUCACCGGUGGUGGAUGCAUUGAUUGCGAAUAUUCGGACACCGGCUUGGCUCAAUCGCAGGUUCUUGAAGGUCGGGCUUCGUAACCUCUGUCUCGAGUGUGACCAGCUCAGUCUUGAAGCAGAGCAAAUCGCGCUUGUUCAAAUGCGGAUACGCGAGUUGGAACAACCGGAGCUGCAGAACGACCUGGUCAACCUGCAGAAUCCGUUCGCGGAGACUGCACAGAGCCAAAACAACUGGGAUCCUUUGCCCGAAACGUCUGGAAUAGCCUAUGGAAUGUUAAUCGAUGCCUUUAUGGCACAGGCCAAAUCCCUAGGAUUCUUUCUGAAUCCUCGUCUUUUCGACCCUCUUCUGGCUGGAGAGAUCCCAAGCCAGCUGGUCAACCCUGCCCUUCUGAAUGCAAUCUGUCUUUGGGGAGCCGCACUUCUUAACGACUCGGAUCUCGAGUCCACGAUGCUUACUUGCGCCGUGCAGGCUGUGUCGUCGGGUCUGGCCAACGCACACAGCGCGAUCAUGGUUCUCCAGACCCUCCAAGCCUCGCUGCUCCUGUCGCAAUACUUUUUCCACCGCGCACGAUUGCUGGAAGCGCGCUACCACGCGACGUGUGCGCUGUCCAUCGUCCUGGGCGCCGAGUUCCAUAAAAUCCGGUCGGCGACGGCAGCGCGGACCGGUCUGUCCGAGAUGACGCCCGCGGUGACCAUGCUGGAGGAGGGCGAGCGGAUCAACGCGUUCUGGGCUGUCCUCGCACAGAAUUGCUGCUUGUCCGCGAUUGCGGAUCCCACGUCUGGAUCGAGUGUGAGCUAUGACGUGGUCGAUGUUCCGUGGCCGUUGGAACUGGAGGCGUACGAGAUUGACUCGACCCUUCUUCCCAUCCAAAAUUGUGGAACGAUCACGAAACUCCUGUCGAGCCGUGUUGACCAAGGCCGUUCGACUCCAGCGCUUCAAGCCAAAUCAGCCAUUCUCUUCGAGCGAGCGUCGCUCCUCUGCGCUCAAGCCACCGAUCAGACUGUGUUUUCCGCGCAGCACAUCGGCUUGAACCACUCCAUCGAGUCGUUGAAGCAGGCGAUACUCGCCACCAGCAACCGCACUCCGGGUCUCUCGCUGGCGCAUACAUUGGCGCAUGCAGCGACGCUGCUGCUCCAUCAGCCGUUUGCUGACAGAUACGACGAAUCGCGGCAGUGCAUGCUGCGCUCGUGCCGAGCCAUCGUGGAGUUCGGACGCAGCCAGGAUUGGACGUCGGCGGAAUAUGUCGAUCCGGUGCUCGGGACGAUCUGGUCGCUCGCUAUCAACGUCCUGGUUUCGGAGAUCGCGCGACUGAAGCACAGAGGCAGUCCCGCUAGCCGCAACAUGUUGCGUCAGUUCAACCAAGCUGGCGUGGACGUCUUAUCGGCCAUGACAAGCGGAGCUGCGAGUUCGAAGAUGAUAGAGAUGCAGCUGGCUGCGGUGAGAGAGCACUGGCAGCGUGUGAUGGCCAGCUAGGUUUGAAAAGGUAACUGUCUCCAGGAGAUUCAUGCGCCUUCUAUUUAGUAAAUACGAACGAUCUACUCCUAAGUGCCUGAUCGGCUGCCGCAGGUUUGCAGCAGAAUUAUUCUGCGGCAGAAUAGGUCACAGGUUGUCACACUGAUGUAAUGCGAUUCCGACCUGUCUGUAUACCACGACGGGGCCUGCGUAUCUGUGCUCUCCAUGCCCGUAACACGUACGAAACGCGUCCACCGCUAUCAAAAACAAGCUGCGGCAAAGCGCGAUGAGCUCCAGGCAGUCAAGUCUCAGCGAUCUGCCCUGCAAAUGGCCGCCCUUGCAGUGAUCUUUUCGACGAGCACGGCUUUCUCUCUCGGCAUUCCUGUACCCAUGCACACCUCCGUGCUCAGUGGGCUUGCGUGGCUGGAUGAGAUUUUGGCCGGACAUCCAAUGCGGUGCUCGCGCGCGCUAGGGAUGAGCGCAAUCCAGUUCUGCCUCUUGUAUGGGGAGCUGCUGUCCAUGCGAGCUAUUGAAGAUAGCCGCUACAUCUGCGGCCAAGAGCAGCUCGCAAUCAUGGUAUAUUGGAUGGUUCAUGGCAGCAGUCAACGGGAGUUACAAGAGCGGUUCCAGCCAUCAGGCAACACAAUCAGCCGCUACGUUAACCGCGGUCUGAUUGCACUGACAGAUGUGUUCUAUCAACGUUAUGUCUGCCUCCCUGCCAACGAAACCCCGGAGACCAUUUGCAAGAACCCAAGAUACUACCCUUUCUUUCGCUACUGUCGAGGAGCUGUUGACAGCGUCCAUGUCCUUGCAUAUGCAUCUGCGGAUCACCUAGCUCGCCAUCGGGACCGACAUGGACUCAUCACACAGAAUGUACUUGCCACAUGCGACUUUUCCCUCCGCUUUUUGCACGUCAUGCCUGGGUACAAAGGCACUGCAGGUGAUGGGUUGCUGUUCCAGGUUGCUCGUGAGAAUGGAUACACCCUUGAGGUUGGUCGCUUCUACCUAGCUGAUGCCGGAUUCCCCAACUGUGAUAUUCUGAUGACACCAUAUCGCGGAGUGAGGUACCAUCUGAAAGAGUGGCGCACAGGAAAUCAAUGACCGAGGAACCCACAAGAGCUGUUCAACCUUCGCCAUGCUAGACUGCGCAAUGUGAUUGAGCGGAGUUUUGGCGUCAUCAAGCGAUGUUUCCCCAUUUUGACAUCGCAACGAGAAUUUGGCUACUGACAGCAGGCACUGAUGGUUGGAGCCUGCACAGCAUUGCACAAUUUCUUGCGUGUUCACCAAUCGCUUCAAGAGAUUGAAGACGAGGAGGGUUACGAUGUACAUGGUGAUCCAUAUCUGGCAGGGCCUGGGAAUCGUGCUGGGCCCAUGAUCCUGCUUCAAGCAGUUGACAAAGCAGAGAAGCUCAGAGCUGAUGCGCGACAAGAUCGGAUAGCGGAGGCAAUGUGGCACAAGUUUGUGGCAGAUCGCCCAGAGCUCAAUGUGUAGAAUACAAACGGAUAUGUAUUGGAUGGCAGUACAGCUGGAAGAAUCAUUACAGGAAUUACACGGGCAUUACAACAUGACAAGGCGAGACUGGGAUAAGGAAUGGACAAAGCAGUGAGAGGUAUGAUCAUGCGAGUGUAUAAUGCAAGGAUGCGAUAAGUAGUCAAGUGGAGGUGGCGGCAUUAGCUAUGACACGUGCAAUAUGGGCCUUACGGCGCUGGUGAUCCUUCUCACAGAUGAGAAUACGAGCCAUGACCGGCUCGCAGCUCAAAGCUUGUACAGCAGUGGUGUAGAGGUCACCAUCGGGAUCCUCAGGCAGAAGUGUAGAGUCGGCCAGGAUUUCAAUGAUGGCGUCAAUGUGGGAGAGGUCUUCGGCAGUUGUAAUGGGCUUUGUGAUUGCUGCUGAAAGUGUAUGGACUGAUUUGGCAACCAGCUCGAUUGCAUUGGCAUUGGUGCUGGUACGGUGGCGGUGGGGCAGGGGCUUUGAGUCGCUGUCAUCAUCCUCGUCCUCUUCACUUUCAGCACAGGCACGUUUUCCAGUCGCUUUGAUUGGUGACUAGAUUGUGUGAGCCCGGAUGCAGCGCAUAUAGUCAGAUGAAGAUGCACCGAGAACAGCUCAUUAUCAAACUGU